CUCAUAUGGGUGUCAUGGGUUUGACUCCCCCUUCGCCCGUGCGCGGUGUCUCAGGGACGCGAUAAACUAUCGCUGCGUAUCCAGAUCAAAUCAUUCCUGAUCGCUUUUGAUCGUGACGUUGGAUAUAUUAAUUGUUACUGGCGUAACGUCGUUAUUAGAACGAUGACUCGUGCAGCUGCGCGCGUUCCCAGGCAACCCCCGUCAUGAACGCGCACUGAACGCGCUCACUCGCUCCGUUUUCAUUUCUUCUAUUAGAGCCGGUCAACAUUAUUGACUAUGGAAAGCUGAGCGUCGUUCAUUCAUACACCGAAAACAGCAACUCAAAGGUCAUUCAGAGUAGCCGGAAAACGAAAGGAUUUUAUUGGCACCACAUUCGUGGUUCUCGACAAGGCCUAGGCCAUGGGCGGAACCAAGAGUAAACCCAAAGAGCUCGGCCAGCGCUCCCAGAGUCUGGACGAUGGCACCGGAGGACACCAUCGCAGUCCCAACCAGUCGGCCUUCACGCCCAACCGGAGUCCGCCGGUGGACGGUACCAGACGUGACACCCAGCCUAACAUCAUCAACGCGGAGCAGGCGCUGUUUGGAGGAGUAAACUCGACCAACAGCAUCACGUCUCCUCACAGGGUCGGCACGCUUUCCGGCGGCGUGACAACGUUUGUGGCUUUGUAUGACUACGAGUCACGAACCGCCUCCGAUUUGUCAUUCAGGAAAGGAGAACGACUCCAGAUUGUCAAUAACACGAGAAAGUUGAACCCCAGGGAGGGCGACUGGUGGCUGGCUCGCUCGCUGACGACAGGAGAGAGCGGAUACAUUCCCAGCAAUUACGUGGCACCGUCUGAUUCCAUCCAGGCUGAAGAAUGGUACUUUGGAAAGAUCACACGCAGGGACUCUGAGCGGCUCCUAUUGAGUCUGGAAAACAGGAGAGGAACUUUCCUGGUCAGAGAGAGUGAGACAACCAAAGGUGCCUACUGUCUUUCUGUCCUGGAUUACGAUAACGUCAAGGGCCUAAAUGUCAAACAUUACAAGAUCAGGAAGCUGGACAGCGGGGGAUUUUACAUCACGUCGCGCACACAGUUCAGUACUUUACAGCAGCUGGUCAACCAUUACCGCCAGCACGCAGACGGCCUGUGUCACUGUCUGACUGAUGUGUGUCCCGUGCUGAAGCCUCAGACUCAAGGCCUGGCGCGGGACGCCUGGGAAAUCCCACGAGACUCUCUGAGACUGGACGUCAAACUGGGCCAGGGCUGCUUCGGAGAGGUCUGGAUGGGCACUUGGAACGGCACGACACGUGUGGCCAUCAAGACACUGAAACCUGGCACUAUGUCUCCUGAGGCCUUCCUGCAGGAAGCGCAGGUGAUGAAGAAACUCCGGCACGAGAAGCUGGUGCAGCUUUACGCUGUCGUCUCGGAGGAGCCCAUUUACAUCGUCACUGAGUACAUGGGACAAGGAAGUCUGUUGGAUUUCCUGAAGGGUGACAUGGGGAAAAUGCUGCGGUUGCCUCAGCUUGUGGAUAUGGCCUCUCAGAUCGCCUCUGGAAUGGCGUACGUGGAAAGAAUGAACUAUGUGCACAGGGACCUCAGGGCUGCCAACAUCCUGGUGGGUGAUAACCUGGUGUGUAAAGUCGCUGACUUCGGCCUUGCUCGACUCAUAGAGGACAACGAAUACACGGCCAGACAGGGAGCCAAGUUUCCCAUCAAGUGGACUGCGCCAGAGGCGGCGCUUUAUGGCCGCUUCACCAUCAAAUCUGACGUGUGGUCGUUUGGGGUCUUAUUGACUGAGCUGACGACCAAAGGCAGGGUGCCUUAUCCAGGUAUGGUGAACCGGGAGGUCCUGGACCAGGUGGAGCGCGGCUACCGGAUGCCCUGUCCCGCCGAGUGCCCGGAAUCCCUUCACGAGCUGAUGCUGACCUGCUGGCGCAAAGAACCUGAAGAACGGCCCACCUUCGAAUACCUCCAGGGCUUCCUGGAAGACUACUUCACCUCUACCGAACCACAGUACCAGCCGGGAGAAAACCUCUAGAGAUGCAGAUCCAGUCACGGAAAAACGAACACGGGAUAUUGAUCCACACUGAGCAUCCAGCUGAAUUUACUGGGUUUUCAAAAGGUCUCAGUGUUACAGCAUCACCCUCUGUAAUUAUAAUCGCAUGUUUUUCCACUGAGCUGCAAACCGAUACGUCUUUUCUCCAUCACUCGCAAAGAAAAUUCAAUAACAAAUGGCUUCUGUCGGCCGUUCAGCUUGCUGUUUCUGCUGAUAAUUGUUGCGAGGCUUUUUUUCUGGAGCUCUGUGGAUUGAUCCCUAGCUGUUUUUCUUGACCUCGAUGUACCGCCGCUUCUCUCCUAAACCCUUUUAGCGGAUGCUCCAGAUCUGUCAUUCAUCCUCCUCCCACAAUCCCUCACUUCGAUCCUCUCCCAUCCCCCCUUCACACCCCCAAAGCAUCAGCUCCGUCAGCUCUGGUGUUCGUCAUGAACCCUGCGACCCGUUCGCAAGCUCAGAUGGACGAGAUUCGAUCGUGUCAGCACCUCUGCGCGUGUUGGGAGACAUCUGCGUUUGCGGCUCUCUCGCGACGAACGGACGUCGCCGUUAAUGUCUUCCAAUAGAAAUCCAGGGUCUGUGGUAUUUUAUGCCUUUUAAUGGUAGAAAUGAGCUUUUUGUCCCGCUAUGUCUGUUUGUAUCAACCUGGAUCAACUGGAAUAAGAACGUGAUUGGUUAAACACCGGUCACAUGAUUGGAAAUGAAACAUUCUUCCUUUUGAUACGGACUCGAGUUAGAGAAUCGUUCAGAAUGUGGUUUUAUUUGAUACAGUUAUUCUACUCUUCUAGUAUUCAAAACUACUGAUAUAUAGCGUUGUUUUUGUUUAAAACAGAUAUGACUGUAUAGUCCUACUUUGUGUGCCAAUACAAAGGAAAAAAACGAAUUUUGUACUGUUUUAUUAUGUAUAAAAUGUAUUUUUAUUAAUGUUGUUUUUGUAUCAAGGAGGACGAGCAGGCUUUGUAAUUAGAAUUUAAAAUAACAGUUCACCGAAAAAUUAAAAUUGGUCAUUUUCUAACCCUCAUGACGUGUAAAACGCAAACUGAGACGUUCAGAUGAAUGUUCAUGCUGCUCUUUUCCAUAUAUAACACUUUUAAAUUUAUUGCAUGAGGAAAAACAUCUGUUAAAUGUCUCCUUUUUGUAUCCCAUGGGACAAAUAACAGCAUAAACGCUAGGAACGACAUGAGGGUGAGUGAAUUAUGACUCAAUUUAAAUUUUUACACUGCAAACUUUGAUUUUCUUUCUUAGUAUUUUUGUCUUGUUUUCCAAUUACAAAUAUCUUAACAUUUAUAAAUCAAGAUACAUUUACUUUGAGAAGCAAAAUUAUAUUAGUUAAACCUGUUCUCUGAAAUUAAGCAACUUUACGUUUAAAACAAAUAUGUCUGGCAACCCAUAAAAUUAGGUAUUUUUCUUACCCUACUGUCCUUUUUGUAUCCCAUGGGAAAAAUAACAACAUAAAUGUUUGAAACGACAUGAGGGUGAGUGAAUUAUGAUGCAAUUUAAAUUUUUACACUGCAAAAACAAAAUGUUUUCUUCCUUAGUAUUUUGAUCUUGUUUUCCCAUUACAAUCAAGAAACAUUUACUUUAAGAAGCAAAUGAUAUAAGAUAGUCCUGUUUUCUGAAACUGACUCUACGUUUAAAACAAGAAAAAUAUCUGGCAACCCAAAAAAUGAAAAAAGUUUUUUUUCUUAAUCAAUUGUCAUAUUUUUUUUCUUGUUUUAAACGUGAACUUUUAAGUUUUGAUUAAUUUUUUUUAGUAUUUUUUUCUUGUUUUACCAAUAUAAAUACCUUAGCAUUCAUACAGUAAAUCAAGAAUUUAAAAUAUUUUUUUCUCGUUUUAAACAUAAACUCGCCUAAUUUUUACACUUUUUUUUUUUUUUUUUUUUUUU
Messenger RNA from Labeo rohita (rohu), 3917 nucleotides. It is a transcript of the gene src, whose product is annotated as v-src avian sarcoma (Schmidt-Ruppin A-2) viral oncogene homolog. Gene Ontology annotation, molecular function: non-membrane spanning protein tyrosine kinase activity; growth factor receptor binding; ATP binding. The record is from RefSeq and is a predicted model, not a curated record. The transcript has 13 exons. NCBI's taxonomy places the organism in Eukaryota, Metazoa, Chordata, Actinopteri, Cypriniformes, Cyprinidae. Gene Ontology annotation, cellular component: extrinsic component of cytoplasmic side of plasma membrane. Gene Ontology annotation, biological process: negative regulation of intrinsic apoptotic signaling pathway; epidermal growth factor receptor signaling pathway; cell adhesion. The coding region runs from base 400 to 2019 and encodes 539 amino acids.